AUGACAUCUCUCAAUAAAUCUGGUGACACCAAAUUCACAGUCUUUAUCCGUCUCCCAUUCCCCAGGGGAACUUUUGUUGACCCACCUCCUGUCGAAUGGGACGCAGCUAAAGAUCAGGCGCUUUGGGACAUCCUAUCGCGUCCUUCUAAAGGAGAUAUAGAUUGGAAGACACUAGCGGAGAGCUUUGACGUAACUCUUCAAUUUUUACUCCAGCAAGCGGCAUGGCUGUACGAUCGGCAGCUAGCACAGGUUCGCGCACAGAUGCGUAAGGUGGGUACUACGCAAUCGAAUUCUCCGUCUCCUGCUCCUGGAUCUGUGUCCGGCAGUACAGCUCUAGGAAACCAAGCAGCCAAAGGGACCCCUAGCGCAGGUUCGCGGGCUCCGAACCGGCUCCCAUUACAGCAGAAAGAAACGCUACCCCCACGAAGCUCAUCUUCGAGGCGUACUAGUUCCACGAAUACUGUACACCAGGUCAAAGGCCCGCGAGAGUCUCCGCAUAAUGAAACCGCUUGCGCUGAACCAAAAGAGACGCGGUGGGACCAUUAUAGCCGAAGACCAUUGAUAAAUAGACGCGACCAGGCGCCGCCUGCUUCAAUACAUAAAUCACCGACCCUUGAAGAGGAAGAUCUAAGCUCAUCUGAGACGGAAUCAGACAGUGAUGAAGCUGUAUCUAGUCGGCGAGGGCCAAUAUUUAGACGGUUUGGCAAGUUUUCAACUCAUCGGCCUGGUUUGAGGGACGAUGAAGAGGAUGACGAUGAAUCUCCAGCCUUUCUUCCUCUUUCUCGUGAUUCCGAGGGCGGUCCGCAUGUAACUUCUGCGCAGGAUCUCAAUGCAACCCUUCGGUUGGAAACCGACGAGACUGUUGACCCAAUGCGGCGCGCGGUGGACCAAAGUCCAGUUCAAAGACGAUCUAACACGACUGAAUCAUCUACAAGUUCUGUUAGCUCUGGCAACCCAGUUACAUUGCCGCCGGGCGACAGACGCCGACGUGCCAACCAGAUUGGCGGUCCUUUAAGCCCUCGGCGGGCUGAAUUAGCCCGUCUCAGCCCACGUCGGUCCACUGCCUCUGGGAGAGAGACCAGCGAUGGUACACCUAGCAUGGGGAGUAGCUUUAGUGAUCUUGAUGAUGCGAGCGUUACACAGUCGGCGCUCGAAGAGGCGCUCUUAAGUAAUAUGCAGCAUGGUGGUAUGGCUAGCCGGAUGAGUACUAUCAGUCAGGCAUUCCGAAGUCGUUACUUGUAA
This is a messenger RNA of Aspergillus tanneri, 1242 nucleotides long. RefSeq names its product multidomain presynaptic cytomatrix related protein. Bases 1 to 1242 code for a protein of 413 amino acids. Gene Ontology annotation, biological process: autophagosome assembly. The record is from RefSeq and is a predicted model, not a curated record. The transcript has 7 exons. Gene Ontology annotation, cellular component: phagophore assembly site. Lineage: Eukaryota; Fungi; Ascomycota; Eurotiomycetes; Eurotiales; Aspergillaceae.